Messenger RNA from Cetraspora pellucida, 576 nucleotides. NCBI's taxonomy places the organism in Eukaryota, Fungi, Glomeromycota, Glomeromycetes, Diversisporales, Gigasporaceae. The record is from the annotation of a GenBank genome assembly.
AUGGGUCAGUUAAAAUCACAAAAUAAGCAUCUUAAAAAGAUUAGAGAUUUAUGGGAAUGUGAUCAAAUAAAAAAAAUACAAACUAUAAUAAAUAAUCCUUCAAUAUUGCUUGAUUAUCUGAUUUCAAAAUUCUUACAAUUAAAUAACAAUGACUUUAGCAUCUUGAUAAAAAAAAUCCUUGAAUCCAGAAAAAUAAACACUUUCAUUCAAAAACAACUGCUCAAUUAUCUAAUUCCAUUAUUUGAAUAUAUAAAUGAUGAUAAUUUUAAUUCUAUGAUAAAAAAAAUUAUCGAGUCUCGAGAAAUGGAUGCUGGUGCUCAAAGAAAAUCAAGAACAAAACAAUUAAAACAAAGACAAGUUUCAAAAAUUCAUUCAUCAAUUUGUAAGACAAAAAAAAUCUGGCCUGUCCAAUUUUGUCAUGCUGCUAACAAAUUAUUUAAAAUUAAUAAAAAAGAAUAUAAUGUAAGCUUUGUGAAAUUAGCAACUGAUAUUAGUAAUAUAAGACAAACCUCCAUAUAUGCAACUGUGGAAUGCACUAGAGCAAUCUAUCAAUUCUUAACUGAAGAGAUGUCAUAG